UCAGCUUUCAUUUCUUUCACUUUCACAAUCACAAGCCAAAAAGCUUAAACCCUAAACCCCGAAAUCCAAAAUCUUCUUCUUUUUCUUCAUUUGAUCUUUGUAUUAUGCAAAAAUGUUCUCUCCUGGUACGAAGAGACGCAAUUUAAGCUCUCGGACUGACCGAAGUUCGGCGACAGCCGUGUCCGAUUCUCCGAUUACACCGCUCUCCGCCGCCCGGAAGCCAGUUCUCGAUAAUCUCGUUCCCAACCGCCCCGGCACCGGCACUCCGGCUCCGUGGGCUCCUCGCUUGUCCGUACUUGCCAGAAUUUCACCAGCUAAUAGAAGUUCUAAGGAAGAUGAGACAGAUCCAGUCAGGCCUGUCUAUGUUGGAGAGUUCCCCCAAGUGGUUCGUGAUGAGCAGGCCAGUCUGGUACAGCAGUUUGCCACAAGUGGUGCAAGCAUGUCGGGUGGAAUGGAUGCUGAAACAUCCCUUGCUUGGAUUAUAUGCCGAGACAAACUCUUUCUUUGGACAUAUUUGUUACCUGUGGCCACCAUGAAGUGUGUCGUUCGUGAACUUCCGAAAAGAAUUUUAGAAAGCAAAGAUAUUGGUAGAAAUGACAGCGAUCAUUGGUUGCUCAGUAUUGUUAGUUGGGAUAACCAAAAUCAAAGUUCAAGAAAGUCAGCUAAACAUCAAAGUUCUGUUGGCAUUAUAAUUUGUAAUAAGAAAACAGGAGCUGUUGUGUAUUGGCCUGAUAUCUUCUCGGAUGGAGGAACUACUCCAGUUACCUGUCUGACAUCUUCUAAUGAGCCAGCUGUGAUUUCUUCAAUUUUUGAUGGGAAGAGCACUUCUCAUAGGCAUCGAAGUUUGAAUAAACCAAGGACAUUCAACUCUUUGAUUGCCUCUGCAGUCCCCGAGUCCCAGUACGUUUGUGUUGCCAUUGCAUGUAGUUCAAAUGGCCAGCUUUGGCAGUACCGCUGCAGUCCUAUGGGAAUUCAAUGUACUGAAGUACCUCAGGAUAUAUGUAGUAUUCGCAGUCAAGAGGAUGGUAGCAAUCAACAUUUUGCGAGUGAUGGGUAUCCUAGGUCUCUAACUUGGUCUCGUUCUCAUCUUCAACCAGAUAAAUUUAACAGAAAGUUUUUGCUUCUGACAGAUCACGAGAUACAGUGUUUUAGUCUUAAACUUUUUCCUGACGUACAAGUGUCCAAGAUCUGGUCUUAUGAAAUUGUCGGUACAGAUAGUGAUUUGGGUAUUAAAAAAGACCUAGCUGGUCAGAAAAGGAUCUGGCCACUUGAUUUGCAGGAAGAUGAACGAGGUGCAGUUAUCACCAUUUUAGUUGCUACAUUCUGUAAGGAUCGCAUUAGUAGUUCAAGUUAUAUACAAUAUUCCCUUCUUACCUUGCAAUACAAAUCUGGGGCAGGAAUAGAGGCUAGUGGUGACAAGAGGAUAUUGGAGAAAAAGGCUCCAAUCCAAGUAAUAAUUCCAAAAGCAAGAGUAGAAAAUGAAGAUUUUUUGUUCUCCAUGAGACUUAGGGUUGGGGGAAAGCCUUCGGGAUCUGCCCUCAUUCUUUCAGGUGAUGGAACGGCAACUGUCUCCCAUUACUAUAGAAGCUCCACUCUACUAUAUCAAUUUGACUUACCUUAUGACGCUGGUAAAGUAUUAGAUGCUUCAGUUCUUCCAUCUACGGAGCAUGGUGAAGGAGCAUGGGUUGUUCUAACUGAGAAAGCAGGAAUAUGGGCAAUACCCGUUAAAGCUAUUGUCCUUGGUGGAGUUGAACCUCCUGAACGAAGUUUGUCACGUAGGGGGAGUUCAAAUGAACGAUCUGUGCAAGAUGACACAAGAAACCUCAAUUUGUCUGGCAACAUUGCUAGUACAAGGGGCAGUUUUGAGGUGCAGGAUGUCGUGGACAAGAAAAAGACUACUGUGGCUGGGAUUGGACAUCGAGUGGCUCGAGAUGAAGAAGCAGAAGCUUUGCUGCGUCAGCUUUUCCAUGAUUUCCUGUCAUCUGGUCAAGUAAAUAACUCUUUUGAGAAGCUAAAGAAUUCUGGUGCAUUUGAUAGGGAGGAUGAAACAAAUGUUUUUACACGGAUGAGCAAGUCAAUUAUUGAUACUUUGGCCAAACAUUGGACUACAACGAGAGGUGCUGAGAUUGUGUCGAUGACCGUUGUUUCUACUCAGCUGAUGGACAAGCAGCAGAAGCACGAAAAGUUUCUCCAGUUUCUUGCUUUGUCAAAGUGCCACGAAGAGUUGUGUUCUAGACAAAGAAAUUCUUUGCAAAUUAUCCUGGAGCAUGGAGAAAAGCUUGCUGCUAUGAUUCAGUUAAGGGAACUGCAGAACACAAUUUGCCAAAACCGUUCGACUGGACUUGGUUCCUCAAGUUCUAAUUCAGAAACUCAGAUGUCAGGCGGUCUAUGGGAUCUUAUUCAAUUUGUUGGUGAGCGAGCUCGGCGAAACACUGUUCUUCUAAUGGAUAGAGAUAAUCCUGAAGUGUUUUACAGUAAAGUUUCUGAGCUAGAAGAAGUAUUUUAUUGCUUAGAAAGGCAGCUAGAUUAUGUGGUAAGUGCAGAUGAUUCAUGUGUGGUCCAAAACCAGAGGGCUUGUGAACUCUCAGAAGCAUGUGUUACUAUCAUGCGUGCAGCUGUGCAUUACAGAAAUGAGCAUCAGUUAUGGUAUCCACCAUCUGAAGGCUUAACACCUUGGUAUAGUCAACCGGUUGUACGGAAUGGGCUAUGGCACAUUGCUUCUCUCAUGCUUCAGCUUUUAAAUGAAGUUUCUGAGCUUGAUACAUCUGCAAAAUCUGAUUUAUAUUGCUGCCUGGAACUAUUGACUGAAGUUCUUCUUGAGGCACAUGCUGGUGCUGUCACUGCAAAGGCAGAGCGAGGAGAAAAAACUGAAAGUCUUUUACAUGAAUUUUGGAGUAGAAGGGAUGCACUCCUCAGCUCUCUUUAUAAAAGAGUAAAAGAUUCUGUGGAAGCGGAGCUUAAGGAUUUUAGGGGAGGUUUGGUGGAGAAAAAUGUAGAAAUCCUCAGAAAGAAUUCGUCACGUCUGUUAUCUGUUGCAAAACAGCAUGAAUGCUACAGCAUUUUAUGGAAUAUCUGCUGUGACCUUAAUGAUCCAGAGCUACUCAGGAAACUUAUGCAUGAGAGCAUGGGGCCUAAAGGAGGGUUUAGCUACUUUGUUUUUAAAAGACUUUAUGAAAAUAAACAGUUCUCCAAGCUUUUAAGACUCGGAGAGGAGUUCCAUGAAGAACUGUUGAUAUUUUUGAAGGAGCAUCCGGAUCUUCUGUGGCUUCAUGAGCUUUUCCUUCAUCAAUUUUUCUCAGCUUCAGACACUCUCCAUGAAUCAGCUCUGUCUGGAGAUGACAGGCUUGUUUCGCCCCCUGAAGUUGAGGGAGAAUUUGAAUCUGACCAUUGUAAUUUUGAAUUAAGAUUGGCAGACAGAAAACGCCUUUUAUACCUCUCGAAGAUAGCUUUAAUGGCAGCAGCAGCAGGUCAAAAUGCUGAGUACGAGAGUAAGUUGAUGCGUAUUGAGGCUGAUGCAAAGAUACUUAAAUUACAGGAAGAAAUUUUAGAUCUCUAUCAUGCCGUUGAAACAGAGCAGCAGCUCGACUGCAAGCUCCUCCACCCCGACGGCCUUAUUCAACUAUGUCUCAAAGGUGAAAACCCAGCACUCUCAUUGAUAGCCUUUGACAUAUUUGCCUGGACCAGCACCUCAUUCCGAGAAACCCACCGAAAGCUUUUGGAGGAAUGCUGGAAAAACGCUGCGGAUCAAGAUGACUGGAAUCGACUAUAUCAAGUAUCAGUAGCAGAAGGAUGGAGCGACGAGGAGACACUAAAAAAGCUGAGAGAAACAACUCUGUUCAAGGCUUCAAGCAGGUGUUAUGGACAUGGAGCAACAGAAGUAUUUGGAGAUGGAUUUGAUGUGGCAUUACCCCUAAGACAAGAAAAUGAAAUUGCUGAAAGUUCCUCAUUGAAGAACUGUGCAGGUUCUGUAGAGGCAAUUCUGAUGCAACACAAGCAUUUUCCUGAAGCAGGGAAGUUAAUGGUGACUGCCAUUAUGUUGGGACUGGAUUUGGAAGAUGAUCCUAUUUUAAUGGAAUAAAUCACUCUACAAACACUAUCCAAUUUUUUACUCUAACUUUCUUGAAUUCUGCAUCCUCCAAAUUCUGUAUAUUUUUUUAGGUUUGAUUGAGAUUUUUCGAAAAUGACGUGUCACUAUGUCGGAAUUGUAUCAGUGUCUUUCUUGUGUUUGCAUU
This is a messenger RNA of Momordica charantia (bitter melon), 4232 nucleotides long. Its product is annotated as Nucleoporin, Nup133/Nup155-like protein. The record is from RefSeq and is a predicted model, not a curated record. Lineage: Eukaryota; Viridiplantae; Streptophyta; Magnoliopsida; Cucurbitales; Cucurbitaceae. Gene Ontology annotation, cellular component: nuclear pore outer ring. Gene Ontology annotation, biological process: protein import into nucleus; poly(A)+ mRNA export from nucleus; transcription-dependent tethering of RNA polymerase II gene DNA at nuclear periphery. Gene Ontology annotation, molecular function: protein binding; structural constituent of nuclear pore.